CGCCUGCCCUGCCGGAAGCGGAAGCGGGUGGGCCGGUGGCGGAGGCUCGGUGGCUCCGGGGGUGCCAUGCCGCUGCGGCUGCUCCUGCUGCUCUUGGCGCUUGGCGCCGCCGCCCGAUCCGGGGCGGAGCUACAGGAGUCGGAGGAAAAAAAGUCUGGCAAAGCUGGAGCAGGAGUGGGAGCAGGUAAUGGCCAGGAACCCCAAGCGGGUGGGCAAAUGGAUACGUCCAAAAAGGACGAAGAGCAGCACUCUGCAUCAAACACAGCCAGGGUAACAAACCUCCAGUUGAGCACGAGUGACAGAGGGUCAGUGGAGAAGGAGCAGGCUGGAACUAGUAGCAGCCCGGAGACACACACUGGUGGUCAGGGCAGCACUGGUGAGAGUGGCAAUGCCCACCAAACCAGCCAACAGGGCAGCAGCCCCAGUAACCAGGACAAUAGCCAGAGCAGCAACGCCCGUAACCAGGGCACUGACAGUGAGAACAAGGACAACAACCAAGGUGGCGGCGCCGGGAACCAGGAUGACAAGCAGCACAACACCCAAGGCAGCAGCGAAAACCAGGGUGGCAACAACCAGAGCCAGGGUAAUAACAACAGUCAGACCAACAAUGGGAACAGCAGUAACAGUAACCAGGCUGGCAGUGGGAACAGCAGUAACAACGGCCAGAGCACCAGCGGGGACAACAGCAACCAGAACCAGGGCACCAAUGAGAAGAACAAGGAAAAGAACGAGGGCAACAACCAAGGUGGAAAUGAGGGGAACCAGGAUGACAAGCAGCACAAUAACCAGGACAGUGGCAACAACCAGAACCAGGGUAAUAACAACAGCCAGGGUGACAACAGGGAUGACAACAACAAGGGCCAGGGCACCAAUGACAAGAACCAGGACAGCAACCAACAUGGCAGUGACGGGAGCCAGGAUGACAAGCAGCGCAACAACCAGGACAGCAGCAAAAACCAGGGUGGCAACAACCAGAGCCAGGGUAAUAACAACAGCCAGGGCGACAAUGGGAACAGCAGUAACAACAACCAGGGCAGCAACGGGGAUGGCGGCAACAAUGGGGACAACAACAACAAGAACCAGGGCAACAACAGGGACAGUAACGCCGAGAACAAGGAGAGCAAUGUUGAGAACCAGGGCAAGAACCCAGGCAGUAACAGCAAUAACGAUGCCAAGAACCAGGGUAAUCAAACUUCCUCUGGUACCGAGGGUGACAGCUUUUUAGACAACGAAGAAAGCCCCAGAGAGGAAGAGAAUGGGGCCAAAGCAGGCAGCGAUGCCUCCUCUAAUGAGAGAGAGAAGAGUGUUCCCUCUUCCCCCAGAGACCAGUCGGAGAGCAGCCACUUCUUUGCCUACCUGGUGACCACGGCUAUUAUUGUUGCUGCCUUGUACAUCGCAUACCACAACAAACGCAAGAUCAUUGCUUUUGCUCUGGAAGGGAAAAGAUCGAAAAGCGGUCGACGGCCCAAAUCUGGUGAUUAUCAGAGACUGGAUCAAAAGAUCUAGAUUCCUUCUUGGAUAUUCAGUGGAAUAAUGACGGCCUGUGAUAAAAAUGCAGGAACACUGGGACACCCACCGACUCCCCUGCUGUAGCGCUCUGAGUUGUAGCUGUGCUGCCAUGUUCAGGUUUCAGACAAUAGAAAGAAAGGGAAAUGCUUUUAGUUUUGCACCUGCACUUGGUAACGUUAAACCUCUCACUUCCUCAAAAUGCAUUUCUCCUUUCCCAGCUGCCUGAAGAUGAACUCGUGUUCCGCUUGGGCAUCUGGCUUCUGGCCUGUGACCCAGGAAAAACCAGUCUCCAGCACUUGACAGAACUUUUGUGUCCAAAUGAAAUGGAAUUUGCCAUCUACUGUACUGACGUCUCCUCUUGAGGGGGGGGGGGGCGGGGAAAGAAAAUCUGCCUGCAAAAUGAGCCAUCUGACUCUUCCCCUUCCAGAGUCAUAGAGCUGCCUUUGUAACCAGCACAGUCUUUGCUUGAGAUACAGACAUUCUCCUCUUCUGUCCAUUGUAUUUGGAUGCUAAAGUUCGGAGCAUGACUGAUUGCACUAGUUUGGAAAUAAUCUGCCAAGGACUCUGAUUUGAUUUGAUUAUUUUCUCUUUGUGAUGAAGACAAUGUUAGAGUUUAUCACCUAGAUUCUCUCUUUCGUGCACAUCUUUGGAAAUGCUGGAGCGGUCUUUGGCCCGUGGGUUGUAGCUGAAAAAUCCUCACCUGCAUCUUGUGUUCCACACGGGUCUUUUCCCUCACAGACCCCAGAGUUCUGAUGUUUGCACUAAAGGUGACAGUUGUGGUUUGAUGCUGUGAAGGAGGGUAGGUUAGGCUUAGAAAGCUAUGUGCCAAAUUGCUGUGGUGUGGUUGUAGCAGACUCCACCUUGGAAGAUUGCUUUCCUCCCCCUUGUAAAAUGUAGAUACGUGGUAAUGUAAAAUGUAUGGUAAUCCUGAAGCGGUUGGGAUGAAUGAAACUUGCAGUCCUUCAAACCUCUCCUUCAGAAAUGCAGUAUUGAGGCCCUGGAGUGUUCAGCUCUGCUGAAUGAGCCUCUCUGGGUUGUCCUGCCCCGACUGCGCGCGCGGCGUUGGCUCUGGCUGGAGAAGUGGCCGCAUUCCCGCGCGGCUCAGAGGCGAGGGGGCUGCUCGCCCUUGAGUUGCAAAAGCUUUGGCAGCCUCUGGCUUUGGGAAACGGCUGUAGCCCGUGGCACAGGCACCGUCCUUUCUGCCUGUGAGUCACCGCAGGGCGUCUUCUCCCCGGGGUCACAUCCUGAGCCAGUGACCGAGGUAUGAAAGGGCCUGCGGUAUCACCGGCGGCACAACCUCUUCCUGCUCUUCCACGGCUCCGCCAGCCCUGACUUGAAGGAGUUUUGUGUGGUUGAAUGUAGACGUAACCAGCUGCCUGUCACUGAGCUGGACACUUCGGAAUUACUGUGGAGCACUUAAAAUAGGGCCUGGGAUAUACUGGUUACAUUUAAGGCUGCAAAACAUGUUGAUUCACAAGUUAUAUCUGUGAGGUUGUUUUUAUUUUUGUAGUUCUAAUCCAAAGAUGUUUGAGAUGGGAUGUUUCUGAAGAGGGCAUGAAGUGUCUGCCCAGCUCAUGCUUUUGUUUUUUUCCAUUAUGGGCAGAAAAAAAUUGGCAUGAGGCCUUUAGAGCUGUUCCCACAGGUACCUGUCUGCACCCGAAGCUCGUGCUGGCCGUACGUGAGUCUCCCUCCCCGUGCGCUGGCUGGCUGACUGCACAGGAAGGAUCCUGGUCGGGUUCACUUCCCUCCAGCUGGCUGCAAAAACUCAUGGGAUGAGGCCAGCCUUUUUCCGUCUUUCCCGAGGUUGUGAACAAUUGGUAAUCUGCCCUGUGGUUGCUAAAGAUAGUCAUGUUUGACAGGGGCAAAGACCUUUCCUUGUCUGGACCUGAAAGCUAUCAUCGUAUUUUUUUUUUUUCCCCUAGUGGUUCAUUCCCCACAUAAGAGGGGAGAAGGGGCUUGUCCUUCUCUUAAAAAAAAAAAAAAAAAAAAGUUUGUGUUUUUUUUUUUUCUUUUUGUUGGCUGUUAGCAAGCACAAAGAGCAGGAGAAAGUCCCUCUUGGCUUUAAAUAGCUUUCAAGGUUUCUGUAGUAAACUUUUCUGAUGCUAAAAGUACUUGCAGAAGUUAUUUUGAAGAAUGGGAGUGUGAGGUGGAGGGAAGAGAAAGCAAAACAAGUCUGGGAACAUAACCCUUAGGGGGAACAUGCCUUCUGAAAAGGGUGGGAACUCCUGCAACAAGACUCCACUGUUUCAGAGAUCCCGUAGGAUAAGUCUGAGACUUGCUGUUGUGUGGCUGAUUUACGGACAGGAUGCGGGGUGGGAUGUGGUAGCUUUUGUCUAAUGACAGCGGGGGGG
Tyto alba (common barn owl) is the source of this 3860-nucleotide messenger RNA. It is a transcript of the gene TGOLN2, whose product is annotated as trans-golgi network protein 2. The transcript has 4 exons. Lineage: Eukaryota; Metazoa; Chordata; Aves; Strigiformes; Tytonidae. Gene Ontology annotation, cellular component: trans-Golgi network transport vesicle; endosome; trans-Golgi network. Bases 67 to 1506 code for a protein of 479 amino acids. The record is from RefSeq and is a predicted model, not a curated record.